Heterostelium album PN500 is the source of this 117-nucleotide messenger RNA. RefSeq lists its product as uncharacterized. The transcript has 2 exons. The record is from RefSeq and is a predicted model, not a curated record. Bases 1 to 117 code for a protein of 38 amino acids. NCBI's taxonomy places the organism in Eukaryota, Evosea, Eumycetozoa, Acytosteliales, Acytosteliaceae.
AUGUUAAUAAAGAUUUGUACAUCAAUUGAACCUCAUUCAACGACCGAAGAAGAAGAAGAUGUUGUAUUCAUUCCAAAUAUGUUGUUAAAUACAAAAUCGAAUAAAUAUAUUGAUUAG